AUUGUGAAGAUCACCAGCGACACGAUCAGUCUGGACGAAUUCGCGAAGGCUGUGCAGGACCCUAAAGCAGGCGCUAUAUCGACCUUCUCGGGCACCACACGCGACAACUUUGAAGACAAGGAGGUCAAGACGCUGGCCUAUGAAGCGUAUAUUCCUAUGGCAGAAAAAUCGAUGAAGUCGUUGAUUACGGCCGCACGGCAAAAGUGGGACGAUUUGAUCCAUGUGGCGAUCGUGCACAAGAUCGGUGAUUGCCCUGUGGGAGAAACCAGUGUAGUGAUCGCGGUAUCGUCCGGACAUAGGAAACAGGGGCUCGAGGCUGUGCACUGGUUGAUCGAUGAACUAAAGGUCCAGGUGCCGAUUUGGAAGAAGGAGGUCUAUGUCGAUGGU
Gamsiella multidivaricata is the source of this 387-nucleotide messenger RNA. Its product is annotated as Molybdopterin biosynthesis MoaE. Gene Ontology annotation, biological process: Mo-molybdopterin cofactor biosynthetic process. The record is from RefSeq and is a predicted model, not a curated record. Lineage: Eukaryota; Fungi; Mortierellomycota; Mortierellomycetes; Mortierellales; Mortierellaceae. Gene Ontology annotation, cellular component: cytosol. The annotation marks the transcript as partial. The transcript is spliced from 2 exons.